AUGAAGUCAACAACAUAAAACUGAACUUUGGGAGGUGUGAACCUUAAGUUUUGUUCACUUCUUCUUUUGUCAAAGCGAUAAAACCCAAAAUGGGAUAUUUCUGAAAACAGUGACUCGUCACAGCUCUCCACAAUGACAUAAUAUAUAUUUGAACGGGCGAAUGGUCUUUGUUUUAGAGUGAACAGUGACGCUUUUGCACUGUCGACCUUCGAAGCUGGUUCGUCUCAGUCUCACAACUUCAAGAAAGACUUGGCCACGACCCCGCCCCCAGCAAAGUUAUAUCGUCUGCUUAUUCAAGUUAUUGUUUUCUUUGUUAAACAGGAAUAAAUCAUGCAUUUCUCAAUUCCUGACACACAAGAUAUUACCGAGGGAACCAUCACUUAUACCAGUUAUAAUCUCCACGUGAAUGGCGUCUUCCACUGCUCACUGCGUUUCUCUCAGCUGCAUGACUUCAACGAGCAGAUCCGGAAGGAGUACGGGACCUCCUUCCUGGGAACCCACAAAUUUCCUCCCAAGAAACUGCUGCAACUGACGGCGUCACAGGUGGAAGACAGACGGCAGAAACUGGAGAAAUACAUUCAGCUGGUAAGUCAAGACCAGAAGAUUGCCAACAGCGACCUCUUCAACGGCUUCCUGCUCAGCGCUCAGAAGGAAACUCGGCGAGAGACGCCAGUGGAGGCCAAACUGGACGUGUACCUGAUGAACGGCCAUAAGAUAACUGUGAAUAUCAUGUCAAUGGACCAGACUGAUGAUGUCUUAGAGGCUGUUGCAUCUGAGAUUGGUCUCAAGGCAGACUUUGUCUACUACUUUGCUCUCUUCCUUGUCAUGAAAGAUGAAGACGACGAAAGAGGAACGAUUGUACGUCGCAUGCAAGACUUUGAGUCACCUUUCAUUUCUUUGAAAGCGGCUGUGGGCAAGAACAAGAUUGUCCUCCGGAAAAAUUAUUGGGAUGCAACAUAUGACGAUGAUUUGAUACAGGACAGUACUGGUCUACAGCUGUUGUAUGUACAGGUGCUAAGCGACAUUGAGAGAGGAUGGGUGCAAGCUGGCAAGGAUCAGGUCAAGAGACUAGAGACACUGAAAGCCAAAGGCUCACGCAAAGAGUACGUCCAGUUUGCCAGGACGUUGAAGGACUACGGUUUCAUCCAGUUCAAGCCCUGCAUUGUAGACUACCCGGCUCCCAACACGCCGGCGGUAAUCAGUGCAGGCAACAGGGAGUUAGUCUUCAGACUGAGGCUAGAGGACGGGGCGUGUAAGGAAGGAAGUUUCAAGAUAACACGCAUGAGAUGCUGGAGAAUAACCUCGGUGAAUCGAGGGGAGGACACCAAGGCGGACCCCGCCCAGCUGGAGCUAGCCUUUGAAUACCUCAUCGGCAGAAACAAACUGCAAUGGGUCACAAUGACCAGUGACCAGGCUAUCCUGAUCAGUCUGUGUCUGCAGGAUAUGGUGGACGAGUUGCUGCUGAAGAAACGAGGAGGUCGUAUUAAAAGGCCUCAGGAUAGAGUCAAAGGUCCAGAGAGACAGUUUAAGGGCAGAGACGGUGGCGUCAUCGUCGCAUCGUCAACCUCCAGCCCAGCGCAGAGUGAUCCCAACUCACCCCCACAGAGUCCAACCGACACAAGUCCAUCUAAGACAUCCAAAGCCAGAGGGUCCGUCAAGAAAAUCUCAGACAAGUUACAAUCGGUUGCUGUUUCACCAAAGCAACACACGCCAAAGUCUGUGGUUGAGAACGACAUCUUUGAAGCAGGAAUCGGUGAAGAUGACUUGUAGGAAGAGGCAUCGAGCAAUAGUAGAAAGAGGUCUGUUUAACUUGGACACAAGAUGGCUUCCAUGUGUAUUCUUGCAUGCGAGAUUUUGUGUGGUAACAGUGGGUGCGUUCGAGUAGCUCACACCGAUCGACUCGGGUAAAGGCAGAAGGGUUAGCCACGAACAGCUCGGCUAAUCAAACGCUCAACUGCAGGCCAUCACGAUCCUCACGUGAUGUCCGUAGCCACUAACCAUAAGGUGAACACUCCUCUUAAGACCAACCCGACCAACCAUAUAGGCCACUCGGGUUGGGGCACACCAUUUUGGAAAGUUUGCCCUGGGGGAUUCAGACUUAACCGCACUUAUCCUAUAAUUGGUUCCAUAAAGGAGUGAAUGUCACUCUGCCUGAGAGAUUUCAAGCCUAUUAUUUCGUUGCUAAAUUCAAUCUAAAAGUAUUAUCAUGAUGAUGUACCUGGAAUGUUGACUUGUUUUAUAUGUUGAACUGUGAAAAUCAGUGAAUAAAUGGCCGAGAACGACUUUUUACUGCUUUGCUAGCAUAAACUACAAUCACCAGAAAGUAUAGUUCCAGAUACUAGAAAGCAGUGUGGCUAACAGGUGGUAGUUCAUUUAACCACAAGUCAUUAUCUCGCUGGGACUGUGGAGCAGGGAGGGGAGUUUUGUUUACUUAAGGGCUCCCCAGGGGCUUCCAACAGAGGUCCAAAAUGGUGUGUGAAACUAGCCACUUU
Molecule: messenger RNA, 2492 nt
Organism: Patiria miniata (bat star)
Lineage: Eukaryota; Metazoa; Echinodermata; Asteroidea; Valvatida; Asterinidae
Gene: snx17
Product: sorting nexin-17-like
Exons: 13
Coding region: 331-1770 (479 amino acids)
Biological process (GO): signal transduction; intracellular protein transport
Cellular component (GO): early endosome
Molecular function (GO): phosphatidylinositol binding
Source: RefSeq, a predicted model, not a curated record